Messenger RNA from Ostreococcus lucimarinus CCE9901, 1758 nucleotides. Its product is annotated as AE family transporter: anion exchange. Gene Ontology annotation, cellular component: plasma membrane. Gene Ontology annotation, molecular function: solute:inorganic anion antiporter activity. Bases 1 to 1758 code for a protein of 585 amino acids. The record is from RefSeq and is a predicted model, not a curated record. Gene Ontology annotation, biological process: monoatomic ion homeostasis; transmembrane transport; monoatomic anion transport. Lineage: Eukaryota; Viridiplantae; Chlorophyta; Mamiellophyceae; Mamiellales; Bathycoccaceae. The transcript has a single exon.
AUGGCGUCCAAGCGAGGCGCCGAUUUCACAGGAAAAUUUGCUGGGGGUAUUGUGAGCGAUUUCAAGCGACGAUGGGCGGUGUAUAAGAGUGAUUGGGUCGAUGGAUUCAAGGCGCCGACGAAGUGCUUGAGCGCGACGCUCUUCAUGUACUUUGCUUGUCUCGGACCUGCAAUCGCGUUCGGGGGGUUGGCGUAUAAAGAAACGGACGGGCACGUCGGGGCGAUGGAAUAUUUGUGCAGCCAAGCGCUCAGUGGGAUAAUAUGGGCCGUGUUCUCGGGACAGCCCGAGAUCGUGCUACGCCCGGCGGGUCCGCAGACGGUGUUCCUCAUAGAACUGUUCAAACGAUGCAAGGCGUGGAGGAUCGACUUCCUCGUCACGUCUGCGUGGGUCGGGGUUUGGACUGGGAUUUUCAUGCUAUGUAUUGCCUCAUUCGACGCGUGCGCUUGGGUCGCGAACAAGUGCACAAAGUUUACGCAAGAUAUAUUCAGUCUCUUUGUGUGCGCGAUUUUCAUCUUUGAAGGAUUCAAAAACUUGUUCACGUACUUUUCAGACGACAAAUACUCAACCGCAGCCGCUUUGUUUAGCUUGAUGUUAGGUGUCAUGACGUUACAACUUGGUCUGUGGGCGGUGCAUCUUCGCAGUUCGCCGUAUAUGAACGCGACUAUUCGUGAACUCACCGCGGAUUUUGGUCUGGCCUCCGCCGUCAUCAUCGCGAGCGUCACGGCGAAGCUGUCGAAGAUUUCGGGGCUGGAGCACUUACAAAUUUCAAACAACUUUGAACCUUCUAUGCAGCGCGAUUGGUGGAUUGAUUUGGGUUCAGGCGAUAAGUUCAUCCCCUUGAUUGCAAUCUUCCCAGCUCUCAUGCUCACGGCGUUGUACUACGUCGACAUGAACGUGGCGACAUUGCUUUGCAACACGCCGCGCCUGAAGAUGCGUAAGGGCGCGGCUUAUCAUUACAACUUUGCCGUGCUCGCAAUAUUGGUCUUCAUCACCUCGAUGCUCGGACUGCCACCUCCCACGGGAUCGCUGCCGCACUCGCCGCAGUACGUGUUGGCGCUCAGCGACGUAGAAGAGUACACCGUGGACGGCGAGACGCGCACGAAAGUCAUCAAGGUGCAUGAACAGCGACUCAGUCCGCUGCUUGUCAACGUUCUCGUAGCUCUGAGCUUCGUCGUGAUACCCGCGCUAAAAUCAAUCCCCAUGAGUGUGCUCUUCGGAUUGUUCAUCUACACCGGCAUCAUGGGAUUGUACGACAACCAUUUCUGGGAGCGGAUCACCAUCGCGUUCAUGGAACCGCGCUUGCAUCCGCCGACGUCGUACGUCAGGCACGUACCGCUCAGUCGCGUGCACGCAUUUACGUGCGUACAAAUCGCGUGUGUCGGUGUGCUAUGGGGUAUUCGAAGCUCGCCGAUCGCCUUGACGUUUCCCAUCUUUAUUUUAGCGUUGAUGCCGCUUCGCAUUUUACUGUUCAAGAAGUUCAACAUGUUUUCGCCGGAAUGGCUCGAACUCUUGGACGCAAAGGGCGCAAAACCGUACGAGGUGGACGAAGACAACCAAAUCAUGGAAGAUGGUCGGGAGAACAAAUGGUUGUCCAACACCGGCACGGCGAGCGCUUCGAAUUUCAUGGAAUUCGCCGGCUUGCACGAAUCCGGUCCCGCAUUCGGCAACGCGGCGUCCUUACACGCGCACACGCGUUCCGACGCGGAUGCCAUGAUAACAGCGCGAAAUCGGAUACCACUUACACCGCUUACGAAAUAA